ACUUUAGUAAUUAAAAUGAAUGUGAACUGACUUCACACAUGAGGUGUGAAGUCAGUUCACAUUCAUUCAUCUGCUUGCUGCCCAGAAGCAGUUUGUGAUAAUCUAUGAUCUGUUGCUCAGACCAGUGAAGAAGAGCUUCAUGAUCACCAACACGUUUAGAGAAAAAUGGGGAAGCUUCAGCGAACAUCACUACUUAGUGGUACGGAUGUGGUAGAAUGAGGGGUGAUUUGCUGCAUGAGGCGCCUGGUGCAUCUAAUAAAUUAGCAUCAGAAGAAAAUACGUUCAUGUGGAAAUGUUGGAGCAACAUCUGAAGACAGGAGGUUGAAAAACAGCAGAGAUGUUUUUUUUCAAGAGGAUAAUAACUCAAAACAUACCACUAAAUUAGAUAAAGUCUAUGUUAAAGGCAAAAAAGUGAAUAUUUGAAAUGCUAAAAUGAUGUGUGUGAACCUACAAAGCAAUAACAAACUAAUGUAAGACACAUGGAAUAAAACAUGUUUGACCAAAUUCACACAGUUUAAAGGAAAUUCUACUGAAUCCAACAGGAAAUGGAAACUUAUGAAUCUGAGGAAUAUUUAGAAAACUCUCUAAAUGACCUGAAACUGUCUUUCAGGUCUGAUUUAAUGUUAUAUUAAAGUUUAUUCUGAUUUAAUGUUGUAUAGAGAUAAAGGUGAUGAGUUCAUGCAAUUAUCUGCUUCAAUAUUCAGAUAAAAUGCAGAAUAAUUACUAUAAGGACUCGCGGGGGGAGGGGGGGGGACUGGUAAUCCCCAACAACCAAUCCUGAGUGUCUGCAGGAGUCGUGUCUUUAUUUGGUGUUGUGUGAGUUGAAUUAAGCUCUGAUAGGCUCUUUAGAAAAAUCCUCCUUCAGAUAAUCAGAUAUUAAAGAAGCGUCAGGCUGAGAUGAAACCAUUUCUACAUCUAAAACAAACCUGCAGGUUUAUUUCACUGACUGAAAAAAUGAGGACCUGAGAACUCGUCAGCUGAUCAGUCCUCUAAAUCAGGUAAGAUGUCCACCUUCUUAACUCAAAUAACACAUUAGUCCAUCAUUUUGAUUUUAAACUGGAUCUGGUAUUAUAUAAAACAAAUACCCAUCUAGGUUUGGUCAAUAACUGGUUGAUUAAUUUGGUAAUAUUUUAGAAUGGAACCUGAAACUGAUUUGUGUCUGUUAUUUACAGUUACCACCACCGUCGUCCCACCGCUGUGAAGAAGAACUCAGAGAACAGAAAUGCUGCCGUUGCUGCUGCUGGUUCUGGUUCUGUCCUCAGCCAGUCCUCUGGACCCGGACAGGAACCGGCCGCCGGAUGAAACGGUCUCCUCUGUGAAUCCAGAACCUGCGGAUGAUGUUGCUAAAAUCAAAGCUAAGUUGUACUACUCAACCGUCCGACGUGUUCUGUCUCCGGCUCCGUUCAGACAGAAAAGCCCAGUUAACUCGACGCUCCCAGAGUUCGGUAAUACAGGAAAACUGCGAUGGGAAAAAUGGCAGGGUUCCCCUCCUAAUGGAGCCAUUUCUAUUUACAACAGCUACGCUGAUCGAAUCGACUACAUCUGCAAAGUUGGAUGUCAUUCUGGGUUUUACAACCCCAGCAAAGGCUCUUACUGCCACUACCCAAAAAAAAAAGAAGAGCAUCGUUCCUCCAGCUUUCAAAUCCUUGUGAAUGAAGAUAAUUUUCAGAUCCUGGAGUGGAAGGAAGGUUCUUAUGGUUCUGUUCCACAGAAUGCAAUCAGAACCUGCUCCAGUGAGGAAAUGUAUGUAGGGAAGAACAAGUACGGACUGGGGAAGGUUGAUCAACAGGAUCAAUGUUUUUAUCUACCCUGGGAGGGAAGUGAGCAUUGGUACCGGUACUAUGAGGUUCUGACCCACAUGAAGGCUGAAGAAGAUCUCAUCUCUGAUGUCAAAUAUCACAUCAAAACUGCUCAAAUUUUCAAAGAUCCUCCAAAAACCCUCCAAAGCUCUACUACUAUCAACCAUGCCCUCGGUCCUGUGACAAAAACAGUUUCUCUGACUAAGACAACCACAGAUGUGAGAUGGUGGGACAUCAGCUCCUCCAUCACUGCCGGUGUAAAAACGUCCAUCACUACAGGAAUUCCCUUCAUUGUGGAUGGAAAGAUUGAAAUCAAUGCAGAGACGACUCAUACGUUCUCAGGUGGAAAUACCUGGACAGAGCAGAUCUCCCACUCUGUGUCUUUACAGCUUACCGUACCACCAAACCACAGCUGCAAAGUAAAGAUGGUUGGUUAUCAGUACAAGAUGGACAUUCCCUUCACCGCCGUCCUCAAGCGAACCUAUGAAGACGGAGAGACCAGAUCAGUUACCAUCUCUGGAAAUUAUCACGGAGUCCAAGUUGGAGACAUUGAGGCUGAAGUUGAAAAAUGUAAACCUUUGUCCAACUCCAAACGCUUCAUCCUACAACAACCUGAUGUAGGAUAUUUGGAGAGUGAAAACCUCCUGAAGUAAAGUUAGCAUGACUUUACCAGCAGAGCUUCAGCUUCAUUUAUGCUUUUUUAUUUAUACUCUUUGAAACUGUAACCAUGCGAUUAGUCAAAGGAGUGACUUUAUAUGCAAUUCUGAUAAAAACCCACAGCAUUUUUAUUAACCAUCAUCUCAUUUAACGUUGAUCUAGAAACAGACAAGCUUUAAAGUUUAUGAAUAUACCCUGUGAGCUAUUCUAUGCAAUUUAUUUGGCAUUAAUAAAGCUUAUAAGCAAUGAAAAUGAA
Xiphophorus couchianus (Monterrey platyfish) is the source of this 2712-nucleotide messenger RNA. RefSeq names its product natterin-3-like. Bases 1223 to 2452 code for a protein of 409 amino acids. The transcript is spliced from 3 exons. The record is from RefSeq and is a predicted model, not a curated record. NCBI's taxonomy places the organism in Eukaryota, Metazoa, Chordata, Actinopteri, Cyprinodontiformes, Poeciliidae.